Messenger RNA from Mya arenaria, 1026 nucleotides. Its product is annotated as guanylate-binding protein 4-like. The transcript is spliced from 5 exons. Lineage: Eukaryota; Metazoa; Mollusca; Bivalvia; Myida; Myidae. Gene Ontology annotation, molecular function: GTP binding; GTPase activity. The record is from RefSeq and is a predicted model, not a curated record. The coding region runs from base 1 to 1026 and encodes 341 amino acids.
AUGCCGGAUAAUGAGAUUGACCAAGAGUUUUUGCAACGGGUAAACGACUUGCACAAAUACCUAUGUGACUGUAGCCCGUUGAAACUCAAAUCAGGCAAGCCCAUAAACGGCAGAAUGCUGAAAACGAUCAUAAUAAGCUACAUGAAUUACGUGAAGGAAAACACGGCGCCGUGUUUACAAGAUGCUAUGAAACUAAUGGCUGACAAGGAAAAUCAGUUUGCAGUAAGGAAAGCGUCAGAAUGCUACCAAGAAGAAAUGAAAAAGAGGAUAAACAAACACAUACCAAAUGAGAGCGGGCUUGAGAGAUAUCACAAUGAUUGCAUGGACAUUGCUGUCAAUAAACUAAAGGAACUUGUUGUUGUAGAUGACAGUGACUUAUUUCACAGAAAAGCGUCCGAAUGUUUUGAAAAUCAAUUGAAACGUUUCAAGUCAAUCGUAGAGAGAGACUCCCUUGAGAGAUGCAGAAGGUCUCUAGAAAAGCUCGACAAAAAAAUUCAACUGAAAAUCAGAGAGAAGAAGUAUGCGCAUGUGGACGGCUACAGCGAAUACAUAGCAGACAUCAACACUCUUACUGGUGAAUUUACAAAGCAAGAACUUUACCUUGGAUCAAAGACUAGAGCCGCUUUGCAGGGAUAUAUGGAUGGAAAGGUCGAAGAACAACUUGUCUACAAAAUGGUUAAGGAAAAAAAUGAACAUCAGUUACAUCGCUUUUCAUCUGGAUCAGUUGUUUUGCCAAUGGAAUUUGCAGAUGUUACAAAAGGAGAACAAUCAAGUAAAAAGAAGGCACUUGAGUCAUUUAAAAAAAAUGAAAAGGAUGGGCUGAUGAGUCUUGGAUCUGAAAUCAUUGAAAAUCUGGAAAUGAAGUUACAAGAAAUGGAGCAGGCUAAGACCGAGUUAUCAGAAGACGACACAUACUAUAAGCAACUUGUAGCAGAGUUUGACGCCUGGAAUAAUAUCUACAAACAGGAAAACUCACGAAGGGUCCGACGAUUCCGAAGCCAAUCCCAAAGCCAAAACCGGUCAUGA